GCGUUUCACGUAAAAUGACGCAGGGCGGGGGCGUGCCCGCGAUGCGCGCUGCGCAAGGCUGCUUGUUGUUCCCGCAGAGAGGCGAGAAGAUGGCGGCCGUGUCAAGCGGAGGUGCUGCUGGGUCCGCUGCGGCCGGGAUUACGCACUCUGCCCGACCGACCCACGCAGUGAUGGGCUCCCAGAACCGAGCCCAGCCAUCCUCCGGGAUCAGCCACUCCGGUCGUACCAGCACGGCCACCGGGUGCAUCACCAAUCCUGGCCACACUUCGGCCACCAGGCCCCCCCCAGCCCGAGUGGGCCACUAUGAAAUCGAGCGGACCAUCGGCAAGGGAAAUUUCGCGGUUGUUAAACUAGCCACACACAUCAUUACCAAAGCAAAGGUGGCUAUAAAAAUAGUGGAUAAGACCCAGCUGGAUGAUGAGAACCUGAAAAAGAUCUUUAGAGAGGUGCAAAUCAUGAAGUUGCUGAAGCACCCCCACAUCAUCCGCCUCUACCAGGUGAUGGAGACGGAGAGGAUGAUCUAUCUGGUAACGGAGUACGCCAGCGGUGGAGAGAUAUUCGACCACCUGGUGGCUCACGGGCGCAUGGCGGAGAAGGACGCCAGGAAGAAGUUCAAGCAGAUCGUGGCGGCGGUGCAUUUCUGUCACUGCCGCAACAUCGUCCACCGAGACCUGAAGGCCGAGAAUCUGCUCCUGGACCACAACCUCAACAUCAAAAUCGCAGAUUUUGGCUUCAGUAACCUGUUUUCUCGAGGCCAGCUGCUCAAGACGUGGUGCGGCAGCCCUCCCUACGCCGCACCAGAGCUCUUCGAGGGCAAGGAGUACGACGGGCCGAAAGUAGAUAUAUGGAGCUUAGGUGUGGUGUUAUACGUGUUGGUGUGUGGCGCCUUGCCUUUCGAUGGCAGCACUCUACAGAAUUUGCGGGCACGUGUCCUCAGCGGCAAGUUCCGCAUCCCCUUCUUCAUGUCCACAGACUGUGAGUACCUGAUCAGACACAUGUUAGUCCUGGAGCCCAGCAGACGGUUGACCAUGGAGCAGAUCUGUAAGAACAAGUGGAUGAGACAAGGAGACCCAGAUCCAGACUUCGACAGGUUGAUAGCAGAGUGCGAGCAGGUGAAGACGGAGAGAGAGACGGAGCUCAUCAACGAGCAGGUGCUGAUAGCCAUGUCGGAGAUGGGCCUGGACCGAGAGCGCACGCUUCAGUCCCUACAAACAGACGCAUACGAUCACUACAGUGCCAUCUACAGUCUGCUGGCUGACCGCCUCAAGAAACACAAGACCCUGCGUGUUGCUCAGCCCACGCCGCGCUCCAUAAGCUAUCCCCUUAAUGCUGUACAGACGGAUCCGCAGGGUAAUCCCGUUAGCAUGACCGUUCCUCACGUCCAGCUCAUCAACCCGGAAAACCAGAUUGUUGAGCCGGACGGCAGCAUGGCACUGGACAGUGAUGAAGGCGAGGAGCCGUCUCCUGAGGCCAUGGCUCGCUACCUUUCAAUGAGGCGGCACACUGUGGGUGUACCAGACCAAAGGACAGAGAUGCAAGAGGACCUCCAGAAGCUGCCACCGGGUUUCCCACGCGGUGCCGUGCCCCAGCCCCCUUUCCCCCCUCUGGCCCCCACCAUGGGCCAAAUGCACACUCUCAUGCCCACACAGAGCCUGCAGCCCACGCAGCAGCUGGAGUACAAGGAGCAGUCGUUGCUGCAGCCCCCCACUCUCCAGCUCCUCAACGGCAUGGGGCCUCUGGGUCGAAGAGCUUCCGACGGCGGGGCUAACAUCCAGCUACACGCUCAGCUCCUCAAGAGGCCCCGGGGGCCCUCGCCGCUUGUCGCCAGCCCGCACCCUAUCCCCGCAGUAGCUCCGGUGGACGAGGAGGGAUCGGACGGAGAGCCAGACCAAGAGGCGGUACAGAGGUACCUGGCGAACCGCUCCAAGCGGCACACGACGCACGCGCUCACGAGCACAUCGCAUGGCGAGCCCUCGGCAGAGUCGCAGCGGCCCCAGGGCCCCCGCCAGAGGGGGGGCUGGUUGGCCCCCGACACACACACCCGAUCCAGCUAUAAGGACUGUAACACCCUUCAUCUCCCCAUGGAGCGCUUCUCACCUGUCAGACGGUUCUCUGACGGCGCCGCCACCAUCCAGGCCUUCAAGGCUCAUCUAGAGAACAGCAGCCUCAUUAAGCAACUUAAACAGGAGUGCGAGCAGCUUCAGAAAAUGUACGCCGCCCAGCAGGAUGAGCGGCUCCUGGAGCACACCCAGCAGCAGCAUGUCCUCUACCAGCAAGAGCAACAAAUCCUCCACCAGCAAAUCCAGGGUCUGUCUUUAGGCCAUGGAGAGAGCCAGCCUAGUCACCUAACCCACCAGCUCCAGAGGUUGCGUAUCCAGCCCUCCAGCCCUCCGCCAACACAUCCCAGCAACCACCUCUUCAGACAGCCCAAUCAGAGCCCUCCGCCUGGCUCCGCAGGCUUAAUGCAAGGGCACGGAGGUCCGUCACCAGUGCAGUACCAGCACGGUGCUCCAGCGCUGUACCAGGGUCAGAGUGGCAGCCCUCCCCCCACCGGCCUGCCCCGAGUCGCUCUACCGACCAAUCAGCAAGCAGCGUCUGCCCGCCCCACCGUCCCAUUGGCCCAGGGUGUACCUCAGCAACAGCAGGUGACCAUUCAGGUGCAGGAGGUGGAGCUGGGAGGUGGGGCGCAGAGACAGGGCAGCUUUCUGUCCACGCCAGGUGGACACCGAGUCCUCGGGAAGCAGCUGAGUGCCGACAACGCCGAGAUGCACAGUCGCAGCCUUGGCCGCUUCACGUCGGGCUAUGAGCAGGCCCAGUUCAAUCCCCACCUCUUCUCUGGCGACGCCGCAGCCGCCGCCGCUGCUGCUGCUGCCGCCGCCGCCGCUGCCUCCUCCCGGGGCGCCUCCGGGGUGGUUGGCUCUUUCAGCCCCUACCUGCAGGGAGCCUCCCUCAAAGUCCCCGGCCUGGAGGGGUACCAGAGCGGGGCAGUGGGCACCGGCAGCUACGGCACCCCCUCCACACUACAGCAGGCCCUGCUCUCCCCGACUCCUUUGGACUACCGCCCCCCGCAGCAGCACGUCACUCCCACCCUGCAGGGCCUCCUGUCCCCCCGCCACUCCCUAACGGGCCACGCCGACCCCCGGCUGCCCCCCCAAGACCUGGCCGCCCUGCUGAAGAGGCAGAGCCCCCGGCCGUGCCCGGCGCCCCCCACGCCGCCCAGCGGUCCGCCCCAGGAGUACGGAGAGAUGCUGCUCCUCCACCAGCUGAGCCAGGGCGAGAGCUUGGAGCCGCCGGCGCCGCAGGGCGCCUCCGGAGGCCAGCACUACCUCCACCUCCUCCAGAUCCGACCCCCGGAGGUGCAGCCGCAGCAGCACCCGGCCCAGGCGCCCUGUCCCAGCUUACCUCACUCAGAGAGCAUGGAGGAGGACGAGGUGCCGGCCGGCUACCACCACCCACACGAGGGCCUGCUGGCUAAAGCAGGAGAAGGUCACGAGCUCCUGGGCCCCCCCAGAGGAGGCACCCCCCCCUACAGCUCCCCCACACACAGGCAUGGCGGCUACAUCAGGACUGCUCCGGCUACCAGAGAACCUGAGCAUGUGGAGUGCAGGCCCCCGGGGCAGGCCAUGGAGGUGCCUGACCACAACGGCGUGGGCUACUCACGAGGUCCCCAGGGUGACGCCUAUAGGUCCCGUGGACAGCUACAGCGCCACCACACCAUCCAGACCUGUGACGACGCCUACGACCAGGCAGAGCCCAUGUCGGGGAUGAGCCUGUUGGCCGGGAAGGCGUUAAGCUCCGCUCGCAUGUCGGACAUCCUCAGCCAGACGUCGCUGACGGGAAGCCAGCAGCUGCACCAGCGGGAAGAAUCGGUGUGCGACGUCGAAGGGGAGCUCCACGCGGCGGCCUGCUACCCCUCCUCCUGCACCAGUGACAUGCUCCUCAGCUACAAACCCCCUGACCUGCAGUACAGCAUGGAGCAGGCCGGGGUUUAGCACAGGAAAAGGUGUAUCCUGUGUACAGCGGUCCAUAUCAGCCAUCCUGAGUUGUGUUGACUUGAGUUGAGCAGCAUCACGCCAAACCACCGUCGUCUGGGGAGGGGGAGGGAGAGGAGGGGGGCACUCUACGUCCAUCUGCCCCCCCCCCCUCACUCCAGGAGGGCAGCGGGAGAGAGAGAGGGAGAGAGGGAGGGAGGGAGGGAGGGGGUGAGGGUUCAAAGGUCAAAGUGCCAGCAUUUCCUGCACAGACAUCCAGCAUUCACCGCCGCGGGUUGUCUCCAUCUUUUUCACCUCCCAUCGUGGUUCCACUCCUCUCCUCCCUCCCCCUCCUCCUCCCCCCUCACCCCCCCCCACCCAUCCUUUAUUAACUGUUCUUCAUUACGUGCCUCAUCGGCAUCGAUAACAGUCGAGUCCAACGUUCACACUGCUGCCACAAACCCAAAGUAUUCACAUCAGGCACGACUGUGUGUGUGUGUGUGAUUGUGAUUGUGUGUGUGCUAGAAGAAGAAGGUGUGAGGUGGGGGGUGGGGGGGGGUUCAGGCUCCUCCCUCCUCUUCCCCUCCCUCCUCCUCCUCCUCUCCCAGAUCAUUCCCGGGGUGGGCUGAAAUCUCGAUGGCGGCGGCGUUUUCUGUUGUUUUUUUUUCGUGGCCGGUGGCCGGCCGAUGGCGGGGGGGUUUUUGGUGGUGGGGGGGGCAGCAACAAAAAACGCUCUCUCUCUCCAAAGAUGGAGCUCAGUGACAUCGCACAGGACAAACCAGCUCUCAUUGUUUUUUGUUUUUUUGUUCUGGCAUUCAUUUUCUUUUUUUAAAAUUUUAUUUUAUUUUAUUUUGAAAUUCAUUUUUACGGCUAAUGUCCAUGAAGGCAUUACGGUCAAUAUUGUUACUCUUAUUGUUAUUACUGUUUUCUGUAAAAGAAGUUUUAUUAUAAUGAGUAUAAUUAUUAUUAUUAUUAUUAUUAAAGGAAAAACUGUUCUGUGUUGCAAGGAAGACGACGUUGUUCUGAUUACUUAAGUAAUUCUGCACUUUCGGUUCAAGCUAUCCUCUCUCCGUCUGUUUCCACCCCUCCUCGCUCGCUCUCUCGUCACCUCCACCUUGUGUUUUACCCCCCCCCCAAUGUCAGUGACAGUGUGUUGCAUUGUGGGUAGUUUUACCAGACAUUUUGCUCCUUUUCCUUGUACAGUGAUGCCAUGUAUAGAACGCUAUCGCAGUUUCUGUAUCAAAUCUUUUCUUUCUUUUGUUGUUUUUUUUUGUUUUUAGAUGUUGUUCAGGAGGCUUUUUUUAUAUUGGUAUUGUUUAUCAUUUGUAUUUUUUGGAUGUCUUCAAAGUGUUUUUUUUUUUUUUUUUUUUUGUUUUGAGAUUUCUAGCCAAAAGAGGACAGAGAGAAGAGAGACAGCGCUCUCUCUGUCGCGUAAAAAAGAUUGUUCUUAUUUGUUUUAAUAUUAUUAUUAUUAUUAUAUCGAGACACUUGAAUAAGAGGAGAGUAAUUAUUUUGUGUUGCUCUUUAAAAAAAGUAUCAUUUCAGUCGUUGAUGUUGUUGUGACUGUCGAUUAUUGUUGAUGUUUGGGGGCCUGUUUUUGUUUUUUUUGUUUUUUGUUGUUUUUUUUUUCUGUUGGACUCUGGGUAGGGAGGGGAGGGGCAGUAGUUUUUUUUUUCGCAUCAGGCUUUCGGGGCUUCGUCUGGGUCGGCUCGGGUGCUACAGAGACUUUGAGGAAAAAAAAACAUAAAGAAGAGAAAAGAAAACGUAAAAGACAAAAAAACAAGGGGAAUAACUUGUAUAAUAGCUGACAUAUCAUCCCUAAACAUCACAAGCGUGGAGACGGACAAACCCCACUACUCCCUGCCUUUCUGCUGUGAUCUUCCCAGCAUCUUUGACGACGACAUCGACGACGUCGGGCUUCUGAUCUGGAUGUUACUAUGGCAACCGCGGAGGAAUCUACAUCUACCAUUACUGUUCCCCUCUUUCUUUUCGUCAAACUUGGCAGCCGGGACGGGAUUUUGGUUUUUUUUUUUUUUUUUUUUUUUUUUUUGUUUUUUUUUUUUUUUUUAGAAUGGUGAAAUUAGUCGGAUAUACACCUGGACUGGACGCACCUCCAUCCAAACAACUAAAAAAACAAACAAACAAACAAAAGGGAAACAUUUCAGGAGGAGGUGGUGACUCAAACGAGGGUCUACUGAGAUCUGGAGACCGCACACCUGGGGGGUGGGGGGGAGUGACCACAGCAGAGGAAUCAAACCCACCUCCCGCCCUCCCUGUUUUUUCUUUUUAUUUAUUUUAUUUUGCCCUCUAGCUACCCUCUCAUAUACAACCUCCACCCACCGUCCCUGGAUAUCGAGUCUAUAUCAAGGCCAGCAGAAGAGACUGGUGCAAAGACAUAUAGGCCAGAUUUCACGACUCCCCUCCCCCCCUCCUCCUCCCUUCUGGCUGCAUGGUUGACAUUUUGUUCGCUAAUAUAUCUGAGAGCCUUAGAUGGUGUCGUGCUGCAGCGCCUGUGCUUUCCAUUCGCGGCGUCGCAUCACUUCCUGUUUACCUCGAUCUCUCUCGCUCUCAUUUGUUCCUCUUUCAGAUCUACCACCCCCCCCACCCCCACCUCCCCUCCUUAUUUUCUCUCUUUGUUUACACCAAGCCAAAACUUAAGAUCUGGAAGAGAACGAACUGAGGAAAUGGCAGGAGUGGGAAGACCUUGCAUGUCUCUCGUGUCCCGCAACAGGAUAGAAACUCUAAAAUUAAAAGAGUCCCGGCACAGGAAGGGACGAGCCCGAGGUCGAAUGGAAAGCAGUGCACAUGAUUUCAGAGGUGAACGGGGAGGAGAGAGCUGCUUCACAUGCAUCUUCUGCCUGAUCGGACUGAACCCUCCUCCCUCCUCCUCCCUUCCCCUCCUCUUUCUUUUCCUCUCUAUCCCAGCCUCCCUUCUUCUCGGCAAGCCAGCUCUCUGCUCCACUCCUGUUUCUUAGGUUUUCAUUUUGUUUUUUUAUUUUUUUUGUCUUUUUUUGUUUUGUUUUGUUUUUAUGUUCAUUUCUGUUGAGUACAAAAAUACUAAAGUGCAACAACAAUGAUUAAAAAAGAAUAUCAACCAAACUGAGAUGAAUAAAUAAAUAUAUAUAAAUAAAGAAAUAAUUUAAAAAGGUCA
Lates calcarifer (barramundi perch) is the source of this 7122-nucleotide messenger RNA. RefSeq names its product SIK family kinase 3 (gene sik3). Gene Ontology annotation, molecular function: protein serine/threonine kinase activity; tau-protein kinase activity; ATP binding. The transcript is spliced from 26 exons. Gene Ontology annotation, biological process: microtubule cytoskeleton organization; intracellular signal transduction; protein phosphorylation. The coding region runs from base 15 to 3992 and encodes 1325 amino acids. Lineage: Eukaryota; Metazoa; Chordata; Actinopteri; Centropomidae. Gene Ontology annotation, cellular component: cytoplasm. The record is from RefSeq and is a predicted model, not a curated record.